CACACAGCCGUAAAGCAUUGUGGGUAGGUUACCAACGUCCUUGUCCUAGCAAGCACACACCGACUGUCUUCACGUUGGGAUCCCGCAGUCCACCUCUACUCCUAUUAACACCCGUCUGUCCCGCAGUAUGAUGGCAGCCAGGUUCCUCCGUCGCUCCGCGCCCAUGCUGAGGCAGGCUCGCUGCUACGCCGAGGCUGUCUCCGGAGGCCCCCAGAUGUCCUUCACGUUCGCCUCCCCGACACAGGUGUUCUUCCAGGGGGCGAGUGUAAAGCAGGUGGAUGUGCCCACCCUGACCGGGCAGUUCGGUAUCCUCCCAGCCCACGUGCCCACCCUUCAGGUGCUCAGGCCUGGUGUCGUCACGGUCUACAGUGAUGAAGGCGUCGGUGCUAAGUACUUUGUGAGCAGCGGGUCGGUGACGGUCAACGCUGACUCCUCGGUGCAGCUGCUGGCGGAGGAGGCCGUGCCCCUCGACCAGCUGGACAUCUCAGUGGCCAAGGCCAACCUGGAGAAGGCCCAGUCCGAGAUGGCCACUGCUGUCGACGAGAUGGCCAAAGCCGCGGUGCAGAUCAGCAUAGACGCCAACGACGCCAUCGUCAAGGCCCUGGAGUAGACCAGAACCCUGGUGCAUUUUCAUGUUGGUUUAGAGAAGCUGAAGGCAGUCCAUCUUUGUUUCCCUGGCGUGUUCAUGUCGGUAACCGCAAGAUCUCGUUGCUUGCUUUGUACAGUGGAUAAAAUUACUAAUAAAUGUAUUUGGAAGAAUAUGUGAUUAUUGUCUGGUUG
This is a messenger RNA of Gadus chalcogrammus (walleye pollock), 780 nucleotides long. It is a transcript of the gene atp5f1d, whose product is annotated as ATP synthase F1 subunit delta. Bases 128 to 610 code for a protein of 160 amino acids. Gene Ontology annotation, biological process: proton motive force-driven ATP synthesis. The transcript has 5 exons. Gene Ontology annotation, molecular function: proton-transporting ATP synthase activity, rotational mechanism. The record is from RefSeq and is a predicted model, not a curated record. Lineage: Eukaryota; Metazoa; Chordata; Actinopteri; Gadiformes; Gadidae.